CCCGUUGAUGAAUUGAAAAAAGAAGUAGGCAUUCCUAAUCUGGUUUCUACACAUCCAAGAUCUGGAGUUUAGCCUUGCUCCAAGCAAAGCCAUAGCCUCCAAAAACAAAUGGUGCAUAUGAAUCAAGGGCAAGGGGAGACAAGCUAUGCUCGUAACUCCAGGAUUCAGAAUGCUCAACAAAACAGGAUGAAGCCCCUGAUAGAAGGGUCCAUCUUUGAGUUAUGCAGCAACAACACCUUGUUCCCUGGAAAGAUACUGAUCGCAGACUUGGGCUGCUCCUCUGGCCCAAAUGCGCUUGCACUGGUAUCGAUUGCCGUCGAGGCCAUCCACAGCUAUUGCCUUCAGUUUGAGCAGACACUACCGGAAGUGUGCGUGCUACUCAAUGACCUGCCUGACAACGAUUUCAACACAGUGGUGAAGAGCCUGGUCACACUCCGUCAAAGCAAGAAGCCCAAUGUUUUGACUGGUGUCACGCCGGGGUCAUUUUACGAGAGGCUCUUCACUAGUGGCUCAAUGCAUCUUAUCUGCUCAUCCAACAGCCUGCAUUGGCUCUCAAAGGCUCCUGAACAUCUCACAAGGAACCAGAUCCCGGCGUAUGACAUGGAUGAGCAUGCUAGGUGUGAAAGCCUCCCUAUUGUCCUCGAGGCUUAUGCACAACAGUUUAGGGAAGAUUUCACACUUUUCCUGAAGCUAAGAGCCAAGGAAUUGGUUCCAGGAGGCCGAAUGGUUGUUUCCCUUGUAGGGAGGCAUUCUGAUGUGACCGCCUCCAAAUUCUCUCACCUCUGGGAAACUGUAGCUCAGAUUCUAAGUGUCAUGGCCUCAGAGGGUGUGAUAGACAAAGCCAAGUAUGAUUCUUUCUACGUGCCGAUGUAUGGAGCAUCCAGUGAAGAGUUGAUGGAGAUCAUCCAAGAAGAAGGCUCCUUCUCAAUCACGGACAUGCGGGUAUAUGACCCCGCAACUGAUAUGAACAAUGCACUCUUUACAUCAAGUUGGUUCAUAAAUCAUCUGAGAGCCAUAUUUGAGCCUAUAAUAGUCGAGCAUUUCGGAGACGUCAUGAAUGAAUUUGUGAGAACUGCGGAGCAGCGCUGGACCCUCGAGGGCAGCGUGCAAGACGAGCGUGCCAAAUACCCGCGAGCUAUGCAGGUCGUAUCGCUUGCGAAGGCAUGAUGAUCAGGUACACCCCAUUUGAUGCGACUGUCUUAUUGCUUUCUUUGAGGCUACAACGCGUGCCCACUUGAUAACUUGAACUACAUCCAAUGACGCGACGCGACUGUACAAUUUCUUUCUUGGGGGCAACAAUGUCUGCCCACUUCGUUAUGUAAACUGCAUGCUGUCAUGUGCCAGCUAUUUCAUUAUGAAUCUCUGUGUUUAGUGUGAUAUGUACUCCCAGCGUUCACAAAUAAUGGAUGUUUUGGAUAUAUUUAA
Messenger RNA from Triticum dicoccoides, 1425 nucleotides. RefSeq names its product jasmonate O-methyltransferase-like. The coding region runs from base 109 to 1167 and encodes 352 amino acids. The record is from RefSeq and is a predicted model, not a curated record. Gene Ontology annotation, molecular function: methyltransferase activity. NCBI's taxonomy places the organism in Eukaryota, Viridiplantae, Streptophyta, Magnoliopsida, Poales, Poaceae. The transcript is spliced from 4 exons.